Teleopsis dalmanni is the source of this 1335-nucleotide messenger RNA. RefSeq lists its product as uncharacterized. Gene Ontology annotation, molecular function: nucleic acid binding. Gene Ontology annotation, biological process: DNA integration. The transcript has 2 exons. Bases 1 to 1335 code for a protein of 444 amino acids. The record is from RefSeq and is a predicted model, not a curated record. Lineage: Eukaryota; Metazoa; Arthropoda; Insecta; Diptera; Diopsidae.
AUGGCUCUAAGCCCUAUGGAACUGGAGCUGUCACUCAGGCAUAUAGUGAAGUACAUACAACAGUCAGAACUAAAAGAAGAAUUAAUUCAGUUAGAACGCAACCAAACAGUAAAACCUGCAAGUACACUUGCUGGACUGAUGCCAUUUUUAGAUGAACACAAGAUAAUUCGCGUGGGGGGAAGGUUAGAAGCAUCAUCACUUACAUAUGAUGAAAAGCAUCAGAUAGUCCUUCCAUACAAUAACCCUAUUGUAAAACUGAUAAUGAAAGACAUACAUGAACGAAAUAUGCACUGCGGCGGUCAAGCACUGCUGGCAGCAGCGAGACAAAAAUUUUGGCCGAUCAAGGGUAAAAUUAUGGCAAGAUCAACUAUUCACCAUUGUGUUCGUUGUACUAGAUGUAAACCAGUUACUUUUGAACAAGUCAUGGGAAGUUUACCAAGGCAUCGAGUACAGCCAAACAGGCCAUUUUUUAAUACCGGAGUUGACUUCUGUGGGCCUUUUUGGGUGCAUUAUAAGGUGAGAGGAAAACGUGCGCAUAAGGCAUACCUAGCAGUUUAUUGUUGUUUUGCGACAAAGGCAGUACACUUGGAACUGGUAAGCGACUUGACAACAGAAGCAUUUAUCGGAUCAUUAAAACGUUUUAUCGCACGACGCGGAUGCUGCCAAAAUAUAUACUGUGACAAUGCAACGAAUUUUGUCGGUGCCUCUAACAAGUUGCAGGAAUUAACAACAACAAUCCAUUCCAAUGUAGCUCAGGAACAAAUAACAAAAACUUGCAGCAACAAGGGAAUAGCAUUUCACUUCAUCCCUCCUCGUGCACCUCAUUUUGGUGGACUAUGGGAAGCAGCGGUUAAAUCAGCAAAGUACCUAUUGGUCCGAAGCGUUUCAACUGAAACGUUAACGUACGAGGAACUCGAAACCGUCAUUAUAGAAAUAGAAGCUAUUUUAAACUCACGACCUUUAACACCAAUGUCGUCUAAUCCAAAUGAUUUGCAGGCUCUCACACCAGGUCAUUUCUUAGUUGGUGAUGCACUAACAGCACCCGUAGACGCAACAUGUGGAAAGGUAAAAUCAUCUCUUUUGAAUAGAUGGAAUCUGGUUGCACACUUAAAACAAGAGUUUUGGAAAAGAUGGCGGGCAGAGUACCUAAUGGAACUACAGGUUCGAAACAAGUGGCGUGAAGAAUGCAAAAACAUUGAAGAAAAUACACUGGUGAUCCUUAAAGAAGAUAAUGUACAACCUUUGCAAUGGCCUUUAGGGCGAAUAAUGAAGACAUAUAAGGGUAAUGAUGGAUUUAUACGAGUCGUAGAUGUCAAAACCGCAACAGACUAUUAG